Molecule: messenger RNA, 3637 nt
Organism: Hemibagrus wyckioides
Lineage: Eukaryota; Metazoa; Chordata; Actinopteri; Siluriformes; Bagridae
Gene: zbtb1
Product: zinc finger and BTB domain containing 1
Exons: 2
Coding region: 416-2434 (672 amino acids)
Biological process (GO): regulation of cytokine production; regulation of immune system process; negative regulation of transcription by RNA polymerase II
Molecular function (GO): protein binding
Source: RefSeq, a predicted model, not a curated record
GAAGGCUUCCCUCCCACAGGCGUGCAUGUAUUUUCAUGUUCAUGUAUGGUUGCAUGGUCACUGCAGUUGUUUCUGCAUGCAUGGCCGCGGUAGGGCGGGCUGCAGCGCAUUUGCGUGAGCGGGGCCGGAUUUAGAUUUAGGGCGGGUUGCAUUUGCGUGAGCGAGGCCGGAUCUCGCGCAGGCAGCCCUCAGUGCGGUGAUCCGACUCGCGAGCGCGGCUGUGCGGAAGUCUUUUCAUCCCUACUGCUGCCGCCGCGAACACCAGGGGCUCCGAGUCCUGAUCAGCUCUUCUUCUUCUCCUCCUCUUCCUCAUAACUUUCUGCUCGAGCUCGAGUCGGAAAAAAAACGUUUUCGAUUCGACUUUGAGUUUCCGUUCGCAUCUGGAGUGUCUGUUACCGUCGUCCUUUACAGGGUGAUGGCAAGACCAAGCCACAGUGAUCAUGUCCUGCAGCAGCUCAACAACCAGCGGGAAUGGGGUUUCCUGUGCGACUGCUGCAUCGCCAUUGGUGACAUUUACUUCAGGGCCCACAAGGCUGUGCUGGCAGCCUGCAGCUCCUACUUCAGGAUGAUGUUCAUCCGAGAUCAGCAGGGUACGGCACGCCUUGAUCUCAGCAAUAUGCAGAUCAGCGCAGAGUGCUUCGACCUCAUCCUGCAGCUCAUGUACCUUGGCCGGAUCGUCGUGGGACAUUACGAGUUCGAAGAACUAAAGUCAUCCAUGGCUUAUCUGCAGAUGUACUACAUCCCUGACUCGUUGGAGGAUCUGAGAGACAUCCGUGCAUCUAAUCUUACUCCUUCUUCCUCCGCUUCCUCGUCGUCAUCCAGUUCCUCGUCUUCCUCCAGCGUGGUAGGAGGGAAGAUGAUGUUUGGGGUUCGCAUGUUCGAGCAGCAGAGGCCGAGUCCUGCUAAAAGUGACCAUGUGCCUAAAAUUUCAAACCCAGCAACCCAGCAAAACGUUAAUAUAUCUAGUGUAAGGCCGGUCGAGGAGGUGGUGCUUCCACUUCCUCCGGUGCACUCUGAGAAUCUUGUAGAGCAACCGUGCGAUCUGAGAAAGAGAACCUCUGGCCGAAGCGCCACCUUGAAAGAGCGUCCUCGGUUUGGACGCACUUAUACGUGUGAUGACUGUGGGUUUGUCUUCAGCUGUGAGAAGCUUCUCAUUGAACACAUCCUCACCUGCACGAACCGUAAGGCAUUCCAAGCCCCGAGAGUUGGCAAAGCCGCCGACAGCGACUCCAGCAAAGGUGAGAGCUCGGCUUCUGAAGGAACCGGAGAACAGAGAGCGGUUUGUAAAGGUGAGGAAGACUGGCCCGACCACAAGUCCGAUACCGAAUCUGUCAUCAGAUCCAUUGCCACUGGGAUGGAUGACGAUUCUGCGUCUAAAAUGAAAAUCAAAGUAGAGCAGGAGGAAGAUUCGGAUACCGAGACGGAAAACAUAAAAGUGGUCCAGAUCAGCAACCACAGCGUGGGGAGCUGCACAGUACGUCGGAAAAUGUUUAGAAACAAUGUCGGAGAUAACAUGAGAUUUGACAGCGAGGAAGAAGCAGGAGUUUCUGCCGUAGAUGAUGGUGCUCUGGAAGGCCACAGUAAGGGUCCGGAAGCAAAGGUUUGCCGGAUUAAAGAGGAGAAGCAGGAUGGAGAGUGCACUCCGUGUGAGCUGUGUGGCGCCUUGCUAACCGAGGAGGAUCAAUCUGCUCAUUACAUCUCCAGCCACAUGGGACACAUAUGUGCCUGUGGAAGGUGUGGUCAGGUUCUGAUUAAAGGCAGGCAGCUGCAGGAGCAUGCCGAGCGCUGUGGAGAACCCCAGUGCGCUGAAACCGAUUCCCCAGGUGAAGAGAGCCCUUUACCGGAAGACACCCAGUCCAUGGAGGAAGGCUUGAUUGAAGGUGCAGACCUGGGUUUCCGUUGUCCUCUGUGUGGCCUGAUCUUCGAGACAGAAAGCCUGGCAGUGGAGCACACUCUGUCCUGUCCCGAGCAGGACUCAUUCCGUCCCGCCGCGAUGGAAGACGAGCCGGACCACCGGCGCAAGCACUUCUGCGCCAUCUGCGGCAAAGGGUUCUACCAGCGGUGCCACCUGCGUGAACACUACACCGUUCACACCAAGGAGAAACAGUUCACCUGCCAGACCUGUGGCAAACGGUUUCUGCGCGAGCGCCAGCUUCGGCUUCACACCGACAUGCACAAGGGGAUGGCACGCUACGUGUGUCCUGUAUGCGAUCAAGGCACCUUCCUGAAGCACGACCAUGUGCGCCACAUGAUCUCCCACCUGUCGGCCGGGGAAACCAUCUGCCAGGUGUGCUUCCAGAUCUUUCCCAGCAGCGAGCACUUGGAGAAGCACAUGGACGUUCACCUGUACAUCUGUGGCGUGUGCGGGGAAAAGUUUCGCCUUCGCAAAGACAUGCGAAGCCACUACAACUUAAAGCACACCAAGAGGCAGUAAACAGGGUAGAGGGUAUCAUAUGAUUUUGUUUUUGUUUUUUCUUUGGUUUCCUUUUUAAAUAAGCCAUUAUUUGUGAUAAAUGUGAGAAAUCUAUGCACUUAGACACCAAAUAACCUAUGAAACUGCACUUUUAAUGGUAUGCAUAAUCCAGGUGUUGUUGGAUUCGGUGCCUCGAGCUUUAGGCACACUCUAUUUGUUAAAUUUCAUUUAGUUUUACUCUACGUGUAACAUUUAAUAACUCAGAGAUAUGUCCUUAUAUAUUCUAGUAACUAGAACCGGUCCAUUUUCAUUUGAUGCUCAAGCUUUCUGCUUGUCUUACAGAAGUCAAGUAUUAAGCCGGCUUUACGCUGUACGAGAUUCAGCGUGGAUCUUUGCUGUUGCGUAUGUAAUUGUAAAAAAUCCUAACCUGAGGAUUUAAUGUCAUUACAAACAAGAACAACAUUUAACAACAAUGUUCUGUCAGAGUGAGACAAUAGUUUCCAAUUAAAAUCUCAUUCGCUGCUACAAGGUUUGUUUGAAAUCCAGCAAACGGAGUACAACGUAGGAGGACAGCUACAUUUUCAGCUACUUUUAACUUCGUCUAUAGCCCAAGCUCACGUAUUUGUCUUUAUGCAAAUCUGUUUUCCGCACUAGUGACUCUACGGCUCACGUCGGCUGCUGACGUGAGCAGAACAGCAUCGUUUUCUUUCAUCACGUGGUCUGUUAUAGAGUCCUGAUAAGAUUCGAUUACACCGCUAAUUUUGUUACAUCGCUGAAAUCGUACAGUUUGAAACCAGCUUUAGCAGGACUUUUUUUGGUGCUCUGUAUUUUUAUUUUCUGUGAUCUGUUACUGUUUUUAAUGAUGAUGAAUAUUUUUGACUGAUGGUCCACCUGGCCAGAUCUCUUCAGGUGCACCUCUUUUGGAGAUGAGAUUCUCUAAGCCUUAACUCAGAGGCUGUUUAGCAUUAAACUAUACUGUAUAAUUCCUUUUUUUUGUUUUCUACACAACAGAACACUAAAAUAUUGCAUUUAAUACAGUCUUGAAAACACUCUUGAAUGGACUCCUCUCGCUAGUUUGGAUUAUUUUACGUGGUCACGUUUGUCUUACACUUAAUCUGGGAUUUAAUGUAGAAAUCUAUGCAACUCAAGCUUAUUAUAAAUGAAUUUAUUCAAUCAAAAUUACAUUGUGUGUGCUGUCAAGUCAUUAAACCUUACCUACUGUUG